CCCCCCUCUCGCCGAGCUUCAGCAUGGCGGCGUCGACCUUCCAGGUGACGUGUCUGCUGCUGUGUACUUCGGCGUGUCUGCUCGGUGGCGGUCGAUCCGCACCGGACGCCUCGGGCCUGCCUCUGGCCAUCCGCGUGCCACUGCGGCAAGGCGCGCGGCCCUCGCCGCCCUCGCCGCCGCCGCCGCCGCUGCGGCCCGCUGCCGCCCCCGCGGCCGCGUCGCGCAGGCGGAGAGGGGCGGCAGCGCGCAGCGUCAGCUUCGUGGACAUGGUGGACAACCUGCGUGGGAAGUCCGGCCAGGGCUACUACGUGGAGAUGGCCGUGGGCUCUCCUCCGCAGAAGCUGAACAUCCUGGUGGACACAGGAAGCAGUAACUUCGCUGUCGGGGCGGCGGCUCAUCCCUUCCUGCGCCGAUACUACCGGCGUUCGCUCUCCAGCUCGUACCGCGACCAGGGCAGGAGCGUGUACGUUCCCUACACUCAGGGCCGGUGGGAGGGGGAGCUGGGCACCGACCUGGUCUCCGUCCCUCAUGGCCCCAACGCCUCGCUGCGCGCCAACAUCGCCGCCAUCACCCAGUCGGAUCGCUUCUUCAUCAAUGGAUCCAACUGGGAGGGAAUCCUGGGGCUGGCCUACGCUGACAUAGCCCGGCCUGACGAGAGAUUGGAGCCUUUCUUUGACUCUCUGGUUCGGCAGACUCCCGUCCCCAACCUCUUCUCUCUCCAGUUGUGCGGAGCCGGCUUCACCCAAAACUAUUCCCUGGGCAGCGCUACUGUCGGCGGCAGCAUGAUCAUCGGAGGAGUGGACCCAUCGCUGUACGUGGGCGAGCUUUGGUACACGCCCAUUCGCAGGGAGUGGUACUACGAGGUCAUCAUCGUACGCAUCGAGGUGAACGGGCAGGACCUCAACAUGGACUGCAAAGAGUACAACUAUGACAAGAGCAUUGUGGACAGCGGCACCACCAACCUCCGGCUGCCCCGCAAGGUCUUCCAGGCCGCAGUCAAAGCCAUCGAAGCAGCCUCUUCGACCGAACAGUUCCCCUCCGGGUUCUGGCUCGGAGAGCAGCUGGUGUGUUGGCAGGCCGGCACUACACCCUGGCACAUCUUCCCGGUCAUCUCCCUCUACCUGAUGAGUGAAAACCACAACCAGUCCUUCAGGAUCUCCAUCCUGCCGCAGCAAUACCUGCGGCCGGUGGAGGACGUGGCCUCGGCCCAGGAGGACUGCUACAAGUUCGCUGUGUCCCAGUCCAGCACCGGCACCGUGAUGGGGGCCGUCAUCAUGGAGGGCUUCUACGUGGUCUUCGACCGCGAAAGGAAACGCAUCGGCUUCGCCGUCAGCACCUGCCACGUGCACGACGAGUUCCGCACGGCCUCCGUGGAGGGCCCGUUCCACGGCGUGGACCUGGAGGACUGCGGCUACAACAUCCCUCAGACGGACGAGUCCACCCUCAUGACCAUCGCCUACAUCAUGGCGGGAAUCUGCGCUCUCUUCAUGCUGCCGCUGUGUCUGAUGGUGUGCCAGUGGCGCUUCGCCCGCUGCCUCCACCCACACGGGGACUUUGCCGACGACAUAUCGCUGCUGAAGUGAAGCGGGAGGCGAGCAGGGCGGGGAUGGAACGUGGCGAAAAUACAUUUUUUUUUAAAAAGAGACAAGUACGUCGCUGCAAAGCGCCAGGUGUUGACAGAGAGCUUUAAGAGGUUCGGGAAUACGAUAUGUAGAGUAUAGCAAGCGCCGGCGUACAGCGAGCAGAGCAUUGAAGGAUAACGAGAGCCAUUCCUAACCUGAGGGACGGACGAGUGAACGCUGGCGUCGUCCCGUUCGAGCCCCCCUAUGCAGAUCGGGGGAGAUGCCAAACAAAGCUCCUUGUUCUAAAGCGAUGUGUAAUUAAGACUGGAGAGGUGGAUUGGAUUAAAGAGAGAAAUGAUCAUUUACCAAACCGGGAAAAGUGAAGAAAAUCACGACCUGGUGCACGUUGGUGUGAUUCCCACAGACGAGUGUGUGGCUACAUGUGGCCGUGAAUCGAUGUGCUCUCUGUUGUUUAUGAGGGGGGUGAAACCGGUCGAUGUGUGUGAGCAUGCCUGUACGUGUGAACAGCUGUAGUGCUAAAUGAGGAGUAUACGGAAAGAUUUAAUGUGAAUUGAAAUUAUACUACUACGAGUACUAAAAGCAUCUAUGAAUUUAAACUAUUUUGCUUUAUGCCAGCAAAGAAUCCUGCUACGCCAAUUAAGCAUUAAGAGGUUCAUUUGGUGAAAUAUCUUAUUGGAACAGAAUUUAUCGCAUUAAAUCGGUUUUGCCGGGUGGAAAACUGAGACUACUGAAUGCCACCAAUACCAGAUGUCAUUUUCUCUUAUUAUAUUGAUAGCUUAAAUGUAUUUAUUGUAAAUAAAAUGUGCGUGUACCAGAUGUUCUAUUUGCGCAGACACUUACACACAGACACUUACACGUUGUUGAUCGUACCGCUGCGCCAUUUGAUGAUUUGCACAUGUAACAGCUCAUCACAUGUUAACUAACCAGGACUUAACAGGGCUUCUUCACCACAUCUCUCAAUGGGGACCACAUAUGUAUGCUCGGAACAAGGAAACCAGCCCAAAUAUGUUAUACACGUAAGAAUAUUAUGUAUGUCUGUAAUGAACAGUUUGUUUUGUCUCACAGCAAACUGUAAAUGGAUCAACUCAGAACCGCAUAUUUAUCUGUCUGGUGCUGGCAGCACUGUGGAAUCAAUAAAGUACUUAUUGUAACUGUGA
Molecule: messenger RNA, 2740 nt
Organism: Gasterosteus aculeatus aculeatus (three-spined stickleback)
Lineage: Eukaryota; Metazoa; Chordata; Actinopteri; Perciformes; Gasterosteidae
Gene: bace1
Product: beta-secretase 1
Biological process (GO): membrane protein ectodomain proteolysis; amyloid-beta metabolic process
Cellular component (GO): trans-Golgi network; endosome; plasma membrane
Molecular function (GO): aspartic-type endopeptidase activity
Source: RefSeq, a predicted model, not a curated record